AAUCUAACAAGUUGACGAGGUCUCGAUGACAGAUGGACACUUGAUGAUGCCAAUUCAAACAUUUUCUCUCUCAGUGAGUUAAUUGGUGUCACUUUAUUGGACAGAGAUCACCCAGCCACUGAAUUAAAGAGGAGAGGACUAGUUCAGAUGAAGGCACACUCAUGGAUCACCUGCCAAUGAAUCUGCUCGAAAACCCAGAGUGGCUAUCAUGAUUUCACGUCCAAUAAUGGGUUUAUGUAGACGCUUAUGGCCCAUCCCUGCAAUCGAAAAACGACUGAUUGUAACGACCUGGUCACAACAGUGGCAACAGGUGGUUCAUCAAGAGUCAGAGCAAGUCAGAUGAGACGAGCAUACUCAACCAUAACUAUGUUGUGACGCGGUCGUAUGCCUAUCUAUUUCCUGGAUCUUACAAUUCAAGCUAGGAAGUGAUUACUCCAGUGCAGUCCAUCUCAAAGAGAGAUGCAUCAGCUGCAUUGUAAGUUUUAAGCGUAUAUACAUGACAUCUGUAGAUCACAGCACAGAGUAGCAGGAAUGGAGAUGUGGGAAGCCAUGGAGAGGGAGAACCAUGUCGAGGAGCGCGGCCUCGUCCCCCUCAGCGGCGGCGACGUGCAGGUGCAGGAUGAGCGCGGCGGCGCUAAAGCGGACGGCUCGGUGCGCAGGGACCAAUCAUGCCGGUACGCUAGCAGUGACGGCAUCCCAAGUGAUCUGCUCGUCAAGGUGGGAGGCGUCAACUUCCACCUCCACAAGCACCCCAUGGUCUCCCGCAGCGCCAGCCUGGGCCGGCUCGUCGACGAGGCAUCGGCGCUGCCGCACGGCCCCGACGCCGCCACCGUGGUGGAGGUGGAGCUUCCCGACCUGCCGGGCGGCCACGGCGCGUUCGAGCUGGCCGCCAAGUUCUGCUACGGCGUGGUGGUCGACAUCACGGCCGCCAACGUCGCCGCCCUGCGCUGCGCCGCCGAGUACCUGGAGAUGACGGAGGAGCUGGAGGAGGGCAACCUCGCCGCCCGCGCGGAGGCGUUCCUGAGCUACGUGGUGGCGUCCUCGUGGCGGGACUCCGUGGCCGUGCUCCGGACCUGCGAGGGUCUCUCGCCGUGGGCCGAAGACCUGGAGCUCGUCCGCCGCUGCAGCGAGACCGUUGCGGCCAAGGCGUGCAUCAACCCGAGGGCCGUGCGCUGGGCGUACGCUGGCAGGUCGUCGCCCGCCAAGACGGCGACAACGAGGGCCGGCACGUCCAGCGACACCGGCCAACACCAGCCCGUGCUGCCGCCGGCGGACUGGUGGGUGGACGACAUCUGCGUGCUGAGGAUCGAUCACUUCAUGCGGGUCAUCACCGCCGUCCAGGCCAAGGGCAUGCGCGGCGACCUUAUCGGCGCCGCCAUCACGCGCUACUCCUCCAAAUGGCUCUCGGCAGGUCUCAUGUUGGAAUUGUGUCGAAUAUUGUGUACAAGUUGGUUACGUUUGGACAUGGAGUUGUAUUAGUGGUAGGGUGUAGAGAAUUCCUGUCUACUCUUGUAACCCGAGCUCCUCAUAAAUAUGAGAGGAGGACCGCUGUUGUAACCAUGACGACAUAGCGACAGGUUCAUGGGGGUAGGCGGCACAUUGCCGGGACCCAGAGUGACCAGUGUUGCAGUAUUGGGGAGUGUGAGAACCGCCCAAUUUAAUACUAUUUUAAAUGAACCGCAA
Panicum virgatum (switchgrass) is the source of this 1683-nucleotide messenger RNA. Its product is annotated as coleoptile phototropism protein 1-like. Lineage: Eukaryota; Viridiplantae; Streptophyta; Magnoliopsida; Poales; Poaceae. The record is from RefSeq and is a predicted model, not a curated record. Bases 532 to 1479 code for a protein of 315 amino acids. The transcript is spliced from 2 exons.